Molecule: messenger RNA, 663 nt
Organism: Amphimedon queenslandica
Lineage: Eukaryota; Metazoa; Porifera; Demospongiae; Haplosclerida; Niphatidae
Product: cytochrome b5-like
Exons: 6
Coding region: 83-535 (150 amino acids)
Cellular component (GO): membrane; intracellular membrane-bounded organelle
Molecular function (GO): heme binding
Source: RefSeq, a predicted model, not a curated record
UUUGAGGACCAGUUGACCACGCCCAAAAGAGACAACACCCUCAAAUUCAAUCACGUGAAUUCUGCUCUCGUGAGAAAUAAAAAUGGCUGAUUUACCAGGUGACGAAGAGACCAGUUCAGAAGGAGGAUUGAGAAAAAUUGAAUGGAGCGAGAUUGUAAAGCAUAAGGACCAGAACAGUCUUUGGAUGGUGGUUCACAAUAAAGUCUAUGAUGUCACCAAGUUUAUGGAAGAGCAUCCUGGAGGAGAAGAGGUCCUUUUGGAGCAAGGAGGUCGUGAUGCUACUGAGGCAUUUGAAGAUGUCGGCCAUUCUCCCGAUGCACGUGAGCUCCAGCAGAAUUAUUUGAUUGGGGAAUUAGCAGCUGGAAGUGUUAAACCUGUUGAGAAGAAGACUAAGCCAGAUCCACCAGGAGUUCAAGAUGACAGUGAUGGUAAUUCUAAUUUAAGACGCAUCCUAUUCUUUGGAGCUAUCAUAGUUGGAGUGGCAGCUUAUAUAGGAUAUAAAUAUUACAUUGCUUACAAGGACAAAACAAAAUGAUUUGCUUUAUAUCUAUAUCUUUUGGAAUACUUUGAUUUAGUUUUUUUUUGCAAUCUCUUUGUUUACAUUAUUUGCAAUUAAUUUUCUAGUUAAUUAAUUCACUUUUAUGAUAACUUUAUGCAACAUUA